AAAACUUCUUUUGGCUGAUUUUGGUCUUUCAAACUCUCUAGAAUCAAAAGAAGGAUAUACAUCUGAAUUUCGUAGAGCUCAGGCCUAUGUUGAUCCAAAGUUGCUGAGAAGAAAGCCAAAUCAUCGUCAUGAGAAAUCUUCUGACAUUUAUAGUUUCGGUGUACUUAUGUGGGAAAUAUAUACUCGUCGUAUUCCAUUCGCAAAAAGUGAUCAUGAUGAUUUAUUUUCUUUGGAACUUUUUUUUGGCCUAAGAAUGAGAAAUUGGAAUGUCUAUGGAUUAUAUAAAAAUAUAUGA
This is a messenger RNA of Dentiscutata erythropus, 295 nucleotides long. The record is from the annotation of a GenBank genome assembly. Lineage: Eukaryota; Fungi; Glomeromycota; Glomeromycetes; Diversisporales; Gigasporaceae.